This is a messenger RNA of Cyclocybe aegerita, 771 nucleotides long. The record is from the annotation of a GenBank genome assembly. Lineage: Eukaryota; Fungi; Basidiomycota; Agaricomycetes; Agaricales; Hemipholiotaceae.
AUGAGCGACUUUCUUGGCGGCGACUUUGCCUCCUUCACCAGUAACAACAACAACGCUGACGAGAUUGACUUUGACCGCGCCGCGUCAGCAUUUCCCGACAUCUCUCUCGACGGCAGCACCGAGAUCCCCACCGCACCCCCUCUCGCUGGAGGGCGCCAGAGUAGCGGGUUCUCGUUCGACAGUUUUGACGCUGUUCCUCCGGUGCAGAAGGAUACAGCGGUGAAGGUCACAGGCGACGACGAGAUUGAUAAGUUUGAGAGCGAGUUUCCGGAGAUUGAUGUUCCGCAGCAAACAUCACUACCUCAGCAGCAACAAUAUACAACCACAUUUGCCCCUCAGCCCGCCCUGGCCUCGACCCCCAUCUUCACCCAAAGCAUCCCAGAGGAUGAACCUGAAGUCAUCAGAGAAUGGCGAGAGAAGCAGCAAGCAGAGAUCAAAGCCAGAGACGAGGCCUCAAAGUUGCGCAAGGAGGAGACGAUCGACAAAGCUGAGCGCGCGAUUGAGGAGUUCUACGAGAACUACUCCAAGAAGAAGGAGAGGAACAUUCGCGAUAACAAAAACUCCGAAGCUGAAUACCUCGCCGAGAUGCAAGCAUCUCUGUCACAUGGAACCACCUGGGAACGUAUCUGCACGCUCAUCGAGCUCCAAAACUCUCAGAGCAAGACCAUUGCCCGAACUGGUGCCGGCACCACGGACCUCUCAAGGUACAAGGAGGUUCUCCUGCGACUCAAACGUGAGGGAGACGCUGCUCCUGGCGCUGCUGGUUACUAG